GCUGGAAAAGAUGAAGAAGCUAAUAGAUGUGAUGGAAAGAUUUCUUACUUGGUCAAGGAAAAUGAAAGCCAAGCCGAGUAAAUGCGUAUCCCUGGGGAUGAAGGUUAUAGAUGGAAGGCAGUGGACGGAUCAGGCCUUAAUGGAGUGAUGAAAUGCUGGAUUUACAACAACCUCCUAACCAGCAAGCUCUCCUGGGACCUGAUGAUCUACAAUCUCCCGGUGUCCAAAGGUUACUCUCUAAAGAACAGCAAGGAUCCUAAAGUUAAGGAGGUCUACGAGCACAGGGCCAAGAAACAAGAAGGGAGCAGUCGGUGGGGUUACACUAAUGAGCUGAGUGCUAGAGAAAGAGAUCUCUACUUCAGAGAGUUAGUAGGGGUAACAGUGCAAGACAGGAUGGGCUUGGGAUCCAAGAGGAGUGUAGCCAGUGAAAAGGAAAAACUGAAAGAACUGGUAUCCCACAUCUCAGAGCAGGAUAUCCUGUUGACACUGGUAGACAAGGGAGUUCAAGGACAAUUCUUAACAUGGGAAAACACCAUGCAGCUAGACCUAGGUUGGAACAACCUUAUUUACAACUACAAGAUGAGCCCUGCUCUUCUUAAGUUCCACAUCAAUGCAACCCAUGACGUUGCAAAUACUCCAGCAAACAUGAGCCUGUGGAACUAUGCUGACACAGGACACUGUCCACUUUGCGGAUGGAGACACUGCAACAUUAAGCACAUUUUGGUAGCUUGCAACUUCUCGCUGAACAACAAACGAUACAAUUGGAGGCAUGACAACGUGCUGCGGGUCAUUGCGAAAUCCCUACUGGAUCAAAUCGAGAAGUUCAACAACAAAGAUUUUAAACUUGAAGUUCAGGACUGGACAGGCUUCAAGUCAUCUAGCAGCUGUUACCAAAAACCGAAGACGAAGAUGAAAAGAGAGAGCCCUUUUGAGAAAGACCAAGAUUGGCAGAUUAUCUGGGACGAAGAUGACCUCCCAGCACAGUUCCCCCAGCACAUCUACGGAACUGCAGAACGUCCCGAUAUUGUAGUCUGGUCUGAUAAAGGAAAGUUGGUCAUAUUAGUAGAGUUGACAGUUGGUGACGAGAGUAACUUUAGUGACCAAGUAGAACGUAAACAAGCACGUUACAACAGAGAGCUUAUUCCUGGGCUGCAUGGCAGUGGGUGGAAAGCUCAGCUUUUUACGGUAGAGGUUGGGUGUAGAGGCUUCUGGCAUCAUACCUUACCAGCCCUACUAAACUACUUUGGUGUUACAAAGAGAGUAAAGAAAGCAGUGUUCCAAGAGGCGGCUUUGGUUGCUCUCAGAUGUUCCUAUGCAAUCUGGUUAGCAAGAGAAAACAAGAAGUGGAGUCCCUGCUACAACAUCGCACAAAGACCCACUGUUCUACCAUCAACUGAGUGA
Bolinopsis microptera is the source of this 1401-nucleotide messenger RNA. RefSeq lists its product as uncharacterized. The transcript has 3 exons. The record is from RefSeq and is a predicted model, not a curated record. Bases 82 to 1401 code for a protein of 439 amino acids. NCBI's taxonomy places the organism in Eukaryota, Metazoa, Ctenophora, Tentaculata, Lobata, Bolinopsidae.